CCUGAACACCACAUCAGCAGCUGCCAUGACGAAGUAAAUAAAUGGUAGGUAAAAUUUAUAAAGAAUUUCUUUAUAGGUCUAUGGUAUGUCGCGACUUGUGAUAACCAUGUUUUCCGGUUUCCACUUGCGGUUGUGACUCUGUAUUACAUAUGAGAAAAAACUGGCUAUCACAUUGGAAUAAUUGAUAGCACAAGUUGCUGACAUCAGACAUACCUAUUUUUUUUUUUUGUCAUCCCUACAAGUCACUAACUAUAUUAUAGUAAAUUACACUUAAAUACUCAAAAUAGUUAUCACAAUUCACAUAUCGUUUGUCGUUGAGACUCGUUCGGUUUUGUAAACUUAUCGUAUUGAGUGUAGUUUGUGAUAGGCUAGUUAUUACUGUUAUACAUUUUAUAAAAAAUGGAACCAGUUACUCAAAAAGUCACAUUUAAAAUCACUUUAACAUCGGAUCCAAAACUGCCAUUUAAAGUAUUAAACGUAUCGGAAGCAGCACCAUUUACAGCAGUUUUAAAAUAUGCAGCUGAGGAGUUUAAAGUAUCACCUGAAACUUCUGCCAUAAUUACCAAUGAUGGUAUUGGUAUUAAUCCACAACAGACGGCUGGUACUGUCUUUCUCAAACACGGAACAGAACUUCGAAUUAUUCCAAGGGACAGAGUUGGGACAAAUACAUGUGCAUAAUAAUUAAAAUGGCUAAAUAUGUGUGAUAAAUAUACAUUCUAUAAGUAAUACAAAUAUUAUUUUAUUCUAGUUUA
This is a messenger RNA of Adelges cooleyi (spruce gall adelgid), 752 nucleotides long. It is a transcript of the gene Ufm1, whose product is annotated as ubiquitin-fold modifier 1. Bases 400 to 678 code for a protein of 92 amino acids. The transcript has a single exon. NCBI's taxonomy places the organism in Eukaryota, Metazoa, Arthropoda, Insecta, Hemiptera, Adelgidae. The record is from RefSeq and is a predicted model, not a curated record. Gene Ontology annotation, biological process: protein K69-linked ufmylation. Gene Ontology annotation, cellular component: nucleus; cytoplasm.